AUGUAUAUGGAGACGGAUGGGGAUGAAAUUGCAAUAACCUACAUCAAAGAUGUGACAUUCAACACUAACCUACCUGAUGCAGAGAUUUUAAAGAUGACAAAGGUUAUGAUCUGGUUUGAACUUUUCCUUAAUUUUGUCAAGAUAAAUUGUUUUGAUGCCUUCAAGACUGGACAGCCCCCAUUUGUAAUGGAGAAAUGGAUUGUAGGAAUAACAGAAAAUCAGACUGUAGAAUGUACCGUCACAUAUGAGACGCUCAUUUCCGUUUCUUCUGCAGGUGCUGAGUGCCAGUGGUUAGACACUCUGAGGAUGCGACAGAUUGCAUCCAACACUUCUUUACAACGCUCCCAAAGCAAUCCUAUUCUGGGGUCACAAUUCUACCCAUAUUUCAGUGACCAGGGUUCCUACGCAGCUGCUGUGAGGCGGACCCAGGUGCCCAUUAAGUACCAACAGAUUACCCCUAUAAACCAAUCCAGAAGCUCCUCUCCUACGCAGUAUGGACUGACCAAAAACUUCUCUUCUCUACAUCUCAACUCCAGAGACAGUGGUUUUUCCAGUCUUACCACUGACAACGCUUCAGAGAGCGCUCGAUACUCAGGUAGAAGUAGGAACAAGUAUGAACGUGGUAGUGUGUCACUCGGUUCUUCUCCUAGAGGAAGGUACAGUGGAAAGAGUCAGCCUUCCACUCCUUCAAGAGAGAGGUAUUCUGGGAAAUUCUACAGAAUUAAUCAGUCAGCCCUCAAUACGCACCAGUCACUUGACUUCAAGCGAAGCCCAAAUGACCACCAUCAAUCCAGGACGAUACCAGGGAUGCCUUUGCACCCUGAGACUGACCCAGGAGCCAGCGAAGAGGAGAACAAAGUCAGCGAAGGAGGAUGGACCAAAGUGCAAUACCGGAAGAAGCCCCACAGGCCCUCUCCUGCCAAGACUAACCGAGAAAGAGCCAGAGGCAACUACCGCGGAAGGAGAACCUUUUGAUGAAUUGAAUUAGAUGAGUUUUCCUAAGCAUGCUUUUUUUUUUUGGGGGGGGGGGUAAUGUAAUGGAUUUUGAUAAUACGAUGUCUAAAGAAAUUAAUGAAAAGACAACUUUUCCAUCAUUAGAUUUAGGAAAUACCUUCUAAUUGAGACUACCGCCAAACCAGGGCUAAAAUUAUGGAUGUCAGUUGACCAAAUGAAUGUAAUUUGACUUAAUCAUAACUAUACAUAUUUUUCCCACUGAAUUAACAUUUUUAGAGGAGGGGAUAUACCAUCAUAUUACCCUAACCACUGCCGGUCUGGUUAGCAGGGCCUGAACUAGGGUUAGGUUAAGUGGGGCACUUGUCUUGGGUACAGAAUUUAAGGGGGUACCCAAAAGCUCAUUAAUCAAGAUAAUAUUCUAAUGCAAUAUUUAAAUAAAUGAAAAUUAAUGCAAAAAACAUUAAAAAAUCAAAAUCCUAGAUAAAGACAGGAUCAAUAUUACUGAUUUCUCUUUUAUCGGAGUGUAAGGCUCCGAUAAAAGUAUAUGUAAUAAAAGUAAAGUAUAUGGAACUGUUAGCAAUCCUGUUUUUAUUCAAAAUUCUAAUAUUUUGUUCAUCAUGAAUUUUUUGCAUUAACUUUCUUUUUUUUUUUAAUUGCAUUAAAAUAUCAUUUAUCUUGAUUACUGAGGUGUUUUUUGUUUUGAUGCCCCCCCUUAAGUUUUGUGGCCAAUGCAAGCAUAUCACCCUAGUCUCGACACUGUUGGUUAGUAUUUAUUUUAGUAACACAUUUGGGUUUUUAUCAUGGUCAAAGCUGAGCUAAUUUGGCUUGUUAUUUUUUAGACAAUAAAAAACGUGAUUAAACUUCAUGUUGAUGCAUAACUCAUUCAUUAAGACUUAUCGGAAACCUAAUUGCCUAAGAGAUUUUGGGGACUGCUUUUAAACAUUAUUUCCUGCAUUUUACCAAAGGAGGAGCACAGAGGGAAAAACAAGUCCAUAAAGACAUCUUGGGAUGUCAGAAAUCUAAAAUCGGUAAGAAAACAGACACAGAGCAGGAUAAUAAUGUCACAAACUAAAAGCCAGAGAAAUUUAAAAUUACCAACAUCCUUGUUCCAGCAAGACAGUAAAUACUAUCCUUGCAGCAAGAAAGCUGUAAGCAGCUGGGAGUAAAGAAGUAAACAGUGCGGGUGGGAGGAAAGUGCCUGCAGCUUAGAAAAGGAAUUGUGGGAUCCAACUUGCAAAAUUCUUCAUAUUUUACAAAUCAAAAAGUCGGGUGGCAACAAACUCAUUACAUGUCAAAUAAA
This is a messenger RNA of Hipposideros armiger (great roundleaf bat), 2254 nucleotides long. RefSeq names its product mitogen-activated protein kinase kinase kinase MLT-like. NCBI's taxonomy places the organism in Eukaryota, Metazoa, Chordata, Mammalia, Chiroptera, Hipposideridae. The transcript is spliced from 4 exons. The coding region runs from base 1 to 975 and encodes 324 amino acids. The record is from RefSeq and is a predicted model, not a curated record.